AUGUCAUCAGCAUCAGCAUCGGAAGCUGAACCACUGAGUUCAGACAAGGUGUUAGAAUGGUCACUUAAAGAUAAAAAGCGUCUCCUACAUGCUGUUUAUCGAGUUGGAGAUCUAGAUCGCACAAUAAAGUAUGCUUCACUUGUGAAUACAUUUUUGAACGUUAUUUGAAGUUAUGCAUCAUUGAUAACGUCAUAACAUGGUUAAUUCAUGAAUAUUCGGUUUUUUAGGUUCUAUACGGAAUGCUUUGGGAUGAAUCUACUCAGGAAAAGGGAUAUUCCAGAAGAAAAAUAUUCAAAUGCGUUUCUUGGGUUUGGGCCUGAAGAUUCUCAUUUUGUGGUUGAGUUGACCUACAGUACGUCUAUUCCUCUCUGCUGACUUCGAAUUGUGUUUAUAUCUCCGCAUUUUAUUGGCUGAAAAUUAAUUUAUAUUUAUUUAUUGAAUUAUUGAAUUGUGUUCCAUAUAAUUCUGAAAAACUAGUUUUCUUGAAGCCUCUUGCUCGUAUCUCUCAUCAAAAGUGGCUAUUCUAGAAUGUCUGUUUAAAAGAUCUUCCCUUAAGCCACGUGAACAUUCAAAUAUGUCCCCCAUUCAUUCGUGAGGUACUCCUUAAGGGUUGAAGACAGUAUCAACCGGGGUUCCAUCUUGUAAAUAGGACAUAUCUUGUCUAGGGAAAAAAUAAGUGAUUAAUCUGCUUCUAUGAUGCAAAAUCCGGAAGCAAUCAUAAUUAUUAUUAUCUUUUAUAGAUAAAAAAGUUCAUCUUAUGGUACUAUUUGAUGUAGAAUACUAGGCAAUUAAGACUGCUUGGAAAAGUAAUGGCAUGUAUCAUGUCUUGUUUGUGAAAUUUUGCUUGGGGUAGCGAGCUGGAAAGAAACGAAUGUUUACAUUAACCGUAGUAACUAAUUUUUUCGUUGAUACAUGUCAACGAAUGCUUAAAUACUGGAACUAGAGGGUGAACCGGGAAGUUCUGGGAAUCAAGAUCCACAUACUAUUUUUUCUUUGUUUGGCAUGUAAAUUGAGAUCAGUUCUGCUGAGCCUGAAAGCCUGAACUGCUUUGUUGGGUUGAGUAAGGAAAAACGGAAACUUUUCCAUGUCUUGUCAUUAUGUCGGGUUCACUCAGCAAUCAUUAUUAUAUUAUUGGCAUAGUUCUGUAUUAUUGCCUUUGAUAGUCUGUUAAUUACACCUGCUGGGAUUCUGUUAGCCUCUCUGAGGCUUUUUCUUGGGACACAUUAGAAGCCAUAUUAUAUCCAAGUUGGCAAUUAAUGAUUGUUGUACCUAAAUCUCUUCAAGAUAUUAUGAAUUUAAGACCUGUAGCCAUACCUAUCGAUCGUCGUUCUGCAGGUUACGCUUCAAAGCAAUCAGACUAUAUCUAGUGAGAGUUCAUUUCUUAUCACAGUUGGAAAACGGGAAGCUUAUUUUGGUUUUCAUAGUCGCCAUUUUAGUCUUUGCAUCGUUCAGUAUGUCUCUCGCUUGCAUAAAUAUGGAUGUUGUGAUACAGCAUCUUCCUAUUAAUAGGGAAUAUAUCCCAGAUUUGAGAUUUGGUCAUCUAAUUAAAGUGAAAUUACGUACUUGUAAUGAAUCCUGUAUGCAAACAUAGUGUCUGUUAGUUAAUUUUUUCUAUAAUCAUGAAUCUGUAUUUUCUUCAGGAACUAUUUUUUUAAGCGUAAUUCGAAUGGAUCUGUUUUCAAACAGUUUUACUCACACUCAGCUAUAUUUAACAGAUUACGGUGUGGAUAAAUAUGAUAUUGGCACAGGCUUUGGACAUUUUGCUAUCGCCACUGAAGAUGUCAGUUUUUCUCCCGUCAAGAUCUGAUAGUUAUUUUUAUCUAUUUUUAAAUCGGGUUUUGACGUUUCAUCGUUAAACAUGGUUUGGGCUCAAGGCUUACAAGUUCGUCGAGAACGUCAGGGAGAAGGGCGGGAAAAUAACACGUGAACCUGGUCCAGUGAAAGGAGGGACCAGUGUAAUUGCCUUUGUUCAGGAUCCUGAUGGUUACCUGUUUGAGAUCAUCCAAAGAGGUCCCACACCUGAACCUCUAUGCCAGGUUAUGCUUCGUGUGGGUGACCUUGACAGGUCUAUCAAGUUUUAUGAGAAGGUACUGUGCCUAUGGAUUGGAAUUAAUCACCAUAUUUUCCCUAGUUGCUUUUAAUUGCUUGAAAAGACUUUUGAAAUUUCUCUCCUGGCAUGAUAUGAAUUACUCAUCUUAUAUAUCUUAAUUUCUUACUGCCAGAGUCUGUGAUAUCCACUUCACAUACCAUCUGUUCAGUUGACAUGGCACAAAAAUCAGCCCCAGUCAUGUUGAUAAGCCUCAUUAAUCGGCGUUUUCUGUGUAGAUUCAUAGUUAUUUGCCUGGGCUACUGGGUGAUUUUAUCUGGUAGUGGUAUGGGCAUUGUUACUCAAAAGUCGCCAAUGUGUAUGUAAUAUGUAUUCUUCUGCCUUGUCGUUUUGGCAAUUUUUUUCUUGAUUUUCUGGGUAUGAGGCCCCGCGUCAAAUAUGUUUUUGUUGGAUUGUUUGCAGGCUUGCGGUAUGAAGUUAUUGAGGAAGGUUGACCGGCCUGCUCAUAAGGUCAAUUCCCCUUUUUUUUAUUCAAUCAUCAUGAUUAGUUUCUUGUCUAUUCUCUGUGAUGGAUGUAUGCUCGGCCUUACUUAUCACGAGUUCACGGUAUCAUGCAGUACACGAUCGCCAUGCUGGGCUACGCUGAUGAACACGACACGACCGUCCUGGAGUUGACUUAUAACUAUGACGUCACUGAGUAUACCAAGGGAAAUGCAUACGCACAGGUUAGAUAGCUCCUCUCGCCACGCUUACUUCGUCCUCGUCCCUCGUGUUUUCAUUUUAUAUUGUGCACUCUUUUUCCACUUCUAGGUCGCUAUCAGCACUGAAGACGUUUAUAAAAGUGCCGAGGCUGUCAAGCUUGUCACCCAAGAGCUGGGAGGGAAGAUCACCCGGCAGCCCGGACCGAUUCCAGGAAUCAACACCAAGAUCACGUCUUUCCUCGACCCAGAUGGCUGGAAAGUGGUCAGUCCUCCUCUCUCAUCACUAUACUCGCACCGAUUUGGAUCUUGCUAUCUUUCUAUCCUUAGCUUUAGCCACAGAUUAUAUCAUAUAAGCUCCCACAUGCUCCCCCUUUUCUUCCCAGAAAGGUGUUGGGAGGCACUCCAUUACAAUCUAAUAAUAGCAAGGCAUAAGCAAGAGGGGGGGGGGAGUAGGGAGAGGGUCUCUCUCUCUCUCUCUCUCUCUCUCUCUCUCUCUCUCUCUCUAUCUCAUAUUUCUGGGAAACCCACUCUGGCCUUACACAUGUCUUUCUCUCCCCUUCCAUUCUAUCAGCAGAGAUGAUAGGAGGGCAAGGUUAUAUUCCUUCUAUAAUUAUAUUGCAAAGGCUGCUCGAAAUUGUUCGGAGCUCAUCCCCCCUGUGCAUAUUCUUACAGGUCUUGGUUGACAACACCGAUUUCCUCAAGGAGCUGGAGCUGGUCUAG
Molecule: messenger RNA, 3468 nt
Organism: Spirodela intermedia
Lineage: Eukaryota; Viridiplantae; Streptophyta; Magnoliopsida; Alismatales; Araceae
Source: the annotation of a GenBank genome assembly